Molecule: messenger RNA, 921 nt
Organism: Aphanomyces invadans
Lineage: Eukaryota; Oomycota; Saprolegniomycetes; Saprolegniales; Verrucalvaceae
Exons: 2
Coding region: 1-921 (306 amino acids)
Source: RefSeq, a predicted model, not a curated record
AUGUCGGCGGACACCGCGUACCUCGUAGCCUUCAUCGUCUUGGCGGUACCGCUCGGAGCCACGGUCGCAUUGACCAUCAUAUCCGCGGUCCCCCCUCGACGUCCACUCGACUUCCGCGGCAAGCAUGUUUUAGUGACCGGUGGAAGCGAAGGCCUAGGACGUGCCAUCGCGCUCCAGCUCGUUGCGUCCGGUGCCGACGUAACUAUUGUGGCCCGUCGUGCCGAGGUCUUGCAAAGAGUCGUGGACGAAGUGGCCACGUUGAACUCUCCAUACCAUGGUCAUAUUUUCUACCAAGUCGCUGACGUCACCGACGUCGAUGCUAUUGAAAGCGCAAUAGCCCGUGCUCAUGAGGUCGUUGGUCCCAUUGACAUUCUGUUCCCAAAUGCGGGCAAAAGCCUCGUUGGGUAUGUGAAGGAGAACCCGAUCGAGAUUUUUCGCGAAACGAUGGAGCUCAACUUCUUCGGCACUAUCAAUACUGUCAACGCUGUGCUGCCAUCAAUGCUCGAACGCCGCAAAGGGUGCAUUUGCUUCAUUACGUCGGCAGCAGCUUUGACCAGUUACAUCGGCCUUUCUGCCUAUUCGCCAACCAAAUACGCUCAUGGAUCCGUGGGGUUUGAAUUCGAGAACUUGACCAAACCUGCUGAGUGCAAAGCCUUGGAAGCAACGGAGAAGCUGUUCCAACCCGAAGAAGUCGCAACGUCCAUUCUCAAGGACCUCAAGAAUGGCGUGUACAACAUGUACUGUGGGGACUUCGGCAUCGCACUACUUGGGGUACUGAGUGGUGGCAUGUCCCCUCGUAAAAAUACCGCACUCGACAUGCUUCUCUUUCCAUUUGCUGUCGUCGUCGCAUUCGUUGUUCGACGAGGCUGGGAUUUGCAUGUGAAGCGCGGCUACGUACAUCCCGAUUCCAAAUUUGUGUGA